AUGGUCGCUGCGGAGAGUGGUGGCGUCCGGGAGCCAGUGCAAGCAGCUCUGGACCGGCCCGUUUCGGAGCGGAUUCGCGGUACGGUCCGCAGCGGACCAAUGCUCAGCCACUACUUCAUCGCCGAUGAAUCAGUAUGUGAUACUUACUACCUGAGCAUAAACAAAGCAGAUAGUGGCUUCGCUUGUGACGCAAGUAAGAAGCAUGGAACAAGGACUCCUACAGCUACAGCUCGCAAGGCUGAACACCACCUCCAUAACCCGAUGGGACGAGAAAUCAUGAGUAUCAAGAUCAGCAGUGGAACAGUCCUUGUCAAAGCGGAGAUAUUACCUCACCGACCAGACCGGAGAUAUAUGCGUCUGCAGCUGAAAGGCGCAACGUGUAGGAAUGGGGCAACGGGAGCGAUAAGCGUAACGGCUGACGAACUGUGGGCCGCAAGCUCAUGUGCAUCGACAGGCGUAGCUGAGAGGCCGCCACUCUCGCCAUCGCGACAGUGGCUGCAUCGCGAACCACAUAGCACUCGUUGCAAGUCCCGUGCCGUGUCUCUUGGCGAGCUGUGCGGACCAACGGCAUAG
This is a messenger RNA of Mytilinidion resinicola, 573 nucleotides long. RefSeq lists its product as uncharacterized. NCBI's taxonomy places the organism in Eukaryota, Fungi, Ascomycota, Dothideomycetes, Mytilinidiales, Mytilinidiaceae. Bases 1 to 573 code for a protein of 190 amino acids. The transcript is spliced from 2 exons. The record is from RefSeq and is a predicted model, not a curated record.